UCGUCUUCUUCUUCUUCUUCUUUUUCUUGGUCUAGCAUCUCAACAUCGGCCAGUGCUAUGCAUCGUGGACGAGAAAAGCAGGCCCUACUCGAAAUCUACACAGGAACAAAGCUGUGAACGGUUCCGCAUUGCUUUCAAAUUCGCUAGUUAACCAACGCCUGCCAGAGCUUGUUUAACAAGGUAAACUCGUCACAGGCCUGGAGCAACUCCCCGCUUUUUCCCACCAGGCAGCCCAUCUCCCUCUGCAGUUCCAUCGACCGUCCGUCUCGCAGCCAUUAGGACGCUGAAACAGCUUUGAGAAUAACGCACUGCCUGGCUGUGCCUCCUCCUUAUCACUCCGGCUCAUCCGUUAGCUAACUUGGUGGGCGCCGUGGAAGUGCCUGCUGCUUGUCUUCCCAAUGGCCGGCAACAGCGGGGAGUUACAGCAAGCCGUUGACGGCAUAGACGGUGCCAUGGCGAGUUCGGCACAAGAGUCCUACUCGUUUCCUAACGACAGACUAAAGAAGGUCAUGGAUGAUCCGUCAAAGACUCCCUUGCUACUCGUUGCCUGUGGCUCAUUUUCGCCCAUUACCUAUUUGCAUCUACGUAUGUUCGAGAUGGCGGCAGACUUUGUCAAAUUCAGCACCAAGUUCGAGCUCAUCGGAGGCUAUCUGUCUCCUGUAUCAGACGCAUACAGGAAGGCUGGUCUUGCCUCUGCAUCACACAGGAUAAACAUGUGCCGAUUGGCCGUGGACAAAACCUCAGACUGGUUGAUGGUCGAUCCCUGGGAAGCUAUGCAGAAAGAAUACAGCCCAACCGCAAAGGUUUUAGACCAUGUUGAUAAGAUCAUCAAUCAUGACUAUGGCGGUAUAGACAUCGGAGAUGGCACGAAGAGACCAGUGAGGAUAGCGCUACUUGCAGGAGCUGAUCUGAUCCAUACCAUGUCGACACCAGGAGUUUGGAGUGAGCAAGAUUUGGAUCACAUUCUUGGGAAAUACGGGACAUUUAUUGUCGAACGUAGCGGUACCGAUAUCGAUGAAGCCAUUGCUGGCCUGCAGCCAUGGAAAGAAAACAUUUAUGUCAUUCAACAACUCAUUCAAAAUGAUGUUAGCAGCACCAAGAUCAGACUAUUCCUUCGACGAGAGAUGAGUGUUCGCUAUCUAAUUCCGCGCCCUGUGAUCGACUACAUUGAAAAGCACCAUCUCUACGAAGACGAGGGUAAUAGCGCUUCAUGCUCAAAUAUCCAGGAGAAAGGGAAAGGGAAGAGUACCCCAGCCAGCUAGAGUUGUUUUCUUUGCUUCUCUUCGCUUAAAAUGCAAGCUCGGGCUAUGAAGGCUCCUGAGCUUCGUGCUUUGACCAUUUUAUCAGUUAGACUGCUGUAUCAAUCUGGGAAUUCUGCCACAAGGCAUUUGUGGUCGUUGGAUAAAGGCUUCCUUACUACUUUAGAAGUGAUUUGAUACCCGUUGCGGUAGAUUGGGUUGCCCCUUACCUUCAUACUGUUCAAUUUCCUUUCAUUGCCUUAACAACCAGGUGCUUCUACAACACUCGCAACAACUAUUGACCGAUAUAUAUUUAGGCUGCUGCCUCAAACUCAUCCACGGAAAACAAGGGGAAAAGAAUGGCACUCUUGGUAUGGAAGUCGUUCUGACCCACAGCCACUUGUUUGAGCGGUUGGUGGCCUGGAUGAACCGCCCUGACAGGCUUGACGAGAUGGAGAUGAAUAGUAACGGGCCUCCUCUUUCAUCCUCAGGGAGUCGCCGACCCAUCGCGUGGUCUCAUGUUGGUCUUCUGGGGAGUGAUUGUUUUGCUCCAUAUACUACUGCAACGGUCUAGCUAGAAUACCGUUCCUGCCAAAGAAUUUUGUACUACCGAGCAAGUACUUGCACUUCAGCUCUGUGUUUUAGUAGCUAAUGGAUUUCUCUUCAACUUCAUUACGCCAUUCAAUAAUGUUUUCUCUCUGCGCUGCCUAACGUUCAUUAUCGGCUUUCGUCUGCUUUCGGAGUCACAACUGAGGGCUG
This is a messenger RNA of Trichophyton rubrum CBS 118892, 1997 nucleotides long. Its product is annotated as nicotinate (nicotinamide) nucleotide adenylyltransferase. NCBI's taxonomy places the organism in Eukaryota, Fungi, Ascomycota, Eurotiomycetes, Onygenales, Arthrodermataceae. Gene Ontology annotation, biological process: NAD+ biosynthetic process. The record is from RefSeq and is a predicted model, not a curated record. Gene Ontology annotation, molecular function: nicotinate-nucleotide adenylyltransferase activity; nicotinamide-nucleotide adenylyltransferase activity. The transcript has 3 exons. Bases 399 to 1262 code for a protein of 287 amino acids.